ACGUGACGUCAGCCGGCCGCCUCAGUAGAGUAAUGGCGACGUAGAGCUCGGGCGGGGAGAAGGAGGCAGCGACCAGAAUCGGACUCCAUCCUGCGCGUAGCGGGGCAGAAUGACAAUAAAACUCGGCGGAGCAUAAUCUGCAGUGUCCCGCUCGUCGCUCGGUACCGAUAUUGCCCGGGUGUGUUUGACAAGGAGCGAGAAAAGUGAGAGUGAAAAACGUUGCCCGAGAUAGAUCGGGGGACAGAGGGAGAGGUGCCCUCAAUCAGCGGGCUCCGUCUCACUGGGCGACAGCAAGCAAGGCCGGCCAUGGAGCUGAGAGUGGGCAACAGGUACCGGCUCGGCAGGAAGAUCGGCAGCGGCUCUUUCGGAGACAUUUACCUGGGGACCGACAUUGCUGCAGGAGAGGAGGUAGCCAUCAAACUGGAAUGUGUGAAAACCAAACACCCCCAAUUGCACAUUGAGAGCAAGAUCUACAAGAUGAUGCAAGGAGGAGCCAAGUGUACAAUUGGGAUCCCCACCAUCAAGUGGUGUGGUGCAGAGGGAGAUUACAAUGUGAUGGUGAUGGAACUGCUUGGACCAAGUCUUGAAGAUCUCUUUAACUUCUGUUCCCGUAAAUUCAGCCUAAAGACAGUUCUCCUCCUUGCUGAUCAGAUGAUCAGCAGAAUUGAGUUCAUUCAUUCAAAGAAUUUCAUCCACCGCGAUGUGAAACCGGACAACUUCCUAAUGGGACUGGGAAAGAAAGGCAACCUGGUCUACAUUAUUGACUUUGGGCUAGCAAAAAAGUACCGGGACGCACGAACACAUCAACAUAUACCGUAUCGUGAAAAUAAGAACCUUACAGGAACGGCUCGAUACGCCUCCAUAAAUACACACUUGGGAAUAGAGCAAAGUCGACGUGAUGAUCUGGAGUCUCUAGGCUAUGUUUUGAUGUACUUUAACUUGGGGUCACUGCCUUGGCAAGGUCUGAAGGCAGCAACAAAAAGGCAGAAAUAUGAGCGCAUUAGUGAAAAGAAAAUGUCAACGCCCAUUGAAUCUCUCUGCAAAGGUUACUCGUCCGAGUUUGCUACUUACUUGAACUUCUGCCGCUCCCUGCGUUUCGAUGACAAACCAGACUACUCGUACUUAAGGCAAUUAUUUCGAAACCUUUUCCACCGACAAGGCUUCUCUUACGACUAUGUCUUUGACUGGAACAUGCUCAAAUUUGGAGCCAACAGAGUGGCAGACGAAGAUCGGGAGCGCAAGGAGCUGGAGGAACGGCUGAGGCACAGUAGAAAUCCAGCAGCCCGCGGCUUACCCUCCACCGCCUCGGGGAAACUGAGGGGAAAUCAGGAAGUGGCCCCACAGACACCUCUCACUCCCACAUCCCACACCGCUAAUACAUCCCCACGCCCUGUCUCAGGUAUGGAACGGGAGCGUAAAGUCAGCAUGAGGUUACACCGCGGUGCUGCCGUUAAUGUUUCCUCAACAGAUCUCACUGGCCGUCAGGACACAUCACGAAUGUCAACAUCACAGAAUAGCCUAUCCAUCGAGCACCAAGGCAUGUAGCUGGUCCACACGCACUGAAGGCUCCGCUGGAUCCCAGCCCGGGUGACUACCAGCGGCAUCCACUCGUCUGUUCCUCGAUGAAAGGGACUCACCAUGGAGAGUGAUCAAUGCAUGGCCAACGUCCCAUUAUAACCUUGAAACUCAUGACCCCCCUCCCCAACAAAGCCAACUGACAAAGUGAAGAAGCUCUUGAUGCCUUCAAAUGCAGGAAGAAAACUUUAACAGUUUUUUUUUUUAGGAACAUCUUUGCAAGGAGACCUUUUGCCUGACUGCAGUAUAAGAUACGUUAAAAGAUUGUGCCCACUGCUUCAGCAGCGGGGUGGUUUUCUAAAGACGGUUUACAGAAUUUACCGCAAAUAGAAUAGGUAUCGCCAUCCCUUCUCCUUCCAUGAUUGGCGUAAUGUAGCCUUUUAUUACUCUACUGUACAACGUAGACUAUACCUGGUUUAAAUAUUUUGUAUUGCCCUUCUAAAUUUGACAGCAGCAUCGGUGUAGAAAAGUAGAAUGUUGUCCAGCCUUUGUCUGAUGCUCUAGACGUCUGAGAAUCUGAAAUGAGAAUUGACUGACUUGAAAAAUCCUGUCAUACGUAGGGUUGGCAGUGAGUGUUUGUGAAUUUAAAAUGCAGCUGAUUUUAUUUAAAAGCUUUUUCCAGUCUUUUUGUAUUAAACUUGAGUUUAAAAAUGUUUUUUGGUAGUACACUGUAACAAUUAAUGUUUUUUGGUUUAGUAUCUAGAUUUGUUUGCACACUUUUUAACUUCCACAUUUUAUUUUUGUCAUGAAACCUGAAUGCUGAUUGAUGCCAGUGGCCAUUUGGCAUCUUGUGGAAGACACUGACAACGCACAGGGAAAAUGGCAGUGCCAAGGCUUAUCAAAAACUGUGACCUUAAAAAUGAAAAUGUGGAAGAAUAAAGUUUUUUUUUAAAGUUAAGGUAAAGCUGUGUUUUGGUGAAUUAUUUUUUUAAUUUCUGAUUAGUGUUGGUAUCGAGUUUGUCUCGGGAUUUCCUAUCCUAAGGAUUUGUAGCAUCUCCAUUAAUCACUUAGGCGUAGCAAAGUCUUUUAAACAGAGCUGUGAAGGAUUUGUACAGUUAAAAUGUGAAUUCUGCCAUUAGCUUGGGGGGGGGCUGGUGAAAUUUUACAUUCCAGUGCGCGGCUUCUAAACCUAUAUCUUGAUUUUGUUUUUAAAUGUUUACAAGUGACAACAAUUCAAAAGUUUUUGAAAGCCAACUACGUUUCAUCUUAAAAUUGAGUUUUAUAAGAAUUCUUGGCCAUUGGUAUAGUUUCAGGUAGCUGAAGGAAUGGAGGAAGUUCAGCCGAACUCAUGGAUGUGUGUGUGUGUGUAUGUGCGCGUGCUUCAUCCUAUGCACAGUCUAGGCCCUUUUUUGUUCAUAACAGCCAGGUUUGUAAUUCACCAGCCUUUUGGGAGGUCGCAUGGAUGGGCAUCUGGAGGCAGCAAUGCCUCACCAUAUGUGCAUGCGCGCGCACUGACGUGUUAAACAGGAGCACAGCACGGCUGUCAUCGUUACCCCCAGGCUCCCCAUUUUGUUUCAGCAGUCCCUCAGUUUUUAUUUUGUAAAUAUGCGUGUGUGUGGUUAAAUUAAUGUUUUACCCUAGAGGCUGAGACUUGAGAAUCAAUGUUUUCUUUCUAACUGGUGGUGCCUCCAAGACAAUGGGCUCUUCCAACUUUUAUUUUGCGUGGAUGGACCAUCAGUAUCUCAGGUGGCUGGUUUCCCCUCUAGAAUGUCUGUGUAUAACAUGUGAUGGUAACAAAUGCUGGUAACCUAUUUGUAUUGCAGCUGUAUUUGUGUACUUAAAAAAUGUAAAUAAAUUCAUAAUAACUUGUAA
Molecule: messenger RNA, 3387 nt
Organism: Amblyraja radiata (thorny skate)
Lineage: Eukaryota; Metazoa; Chordata; Chondrichthyes; Rajiformes; Rajidae
Product: casein kinase I
Exons: 11
Coding region: 307-1545 (412 amino acids)
Biological process (GO): protein phosphorylation
Molecular function (GO): ATP binding; protein kinase activity
Source: RefSeq, a predicted model, not a curated record